AUGGAAGAACAGCCAGGCACAGAUGAACAAUGUCGACAGAACAAAGAGUCUGAACCGGAAAUUGUUGGAUUCCACCUAGAUAAUUCAUUUAACACUUUUGAUCUAGAACCUGCUGAGCUUGAUAAGGAUAACACAAGCAGUAUAAUGCCUGAUUCAAGUGCUAAUAGUGAGAAACAUGGUUGUACAGAAGUAUCAAUAGGUAAAGAAUUCUCCAGAGGUCUAGUUACUGUAUAUAGCCAUAACUAUAGCACAUCAGCUAUCAGGGCCGUAGCUAGACAAAUAAUUGUGGUGGUGUAUAUUCAUAUAUUCAUGCAUGCAUGUUUACAUACCAUAAAACAAUCAAAAGAAUUCCAUCUUGCAGAACACAAAUAUAUGAAUAUACUCCCCCCCCCCCAAUUAUCGUUUUAGCCACGGCCCUGUCAGCUAUAGUGUAUAAAGAUGUACAAUGAGUUUCUGGCUUAUCUGUAUGGUACGGCAGUAAGUAUUAUCUCAGAAUUAUAAAUAACCUUAAUUAGUAAACAUUAAUUGUAUGUUUAUGUUCAUUACAGAUUCUGCCUGUUCAGUAGGUAAUGAGCUAGAAACAACACUGAGACAUCCUACAACAGUAAACAAAGAUGAUUAUUCUGGUAUCAACUGCAAAGUCCAAGCUGAAAAUUCCGUGGGAUGUGUAACAAAAUUAGGGAAAGCAAUUGAGUUUGUGAUGGGCAAGACGAAUGAAGUUCUGCAGUUUGAUAAAGCCAGACAAAAGUAUAAACAGUUCCCCGCUGACAAACUUUACUAUGACGCGUUCAUGAGAAAAGUGGCUGUGAUGGAAACCCGUGUCUCAAAACAACAGCGAGAAACAAGAGUCAAGCUUAGUCAAUGGGAGAGAGAUUUCUUUAUAAACAACAACUGCAAAGUUGCCACUGAAAAGGAUAUAGCUGCAUGUUCACAUGCUCAACUUUUGAGAAACAAGCUUAAAUAUGCCAAAGCUAUUUUGAGUAAGUUGAGGAGUUAA
Molecule: messenger RNA, 997 nt
Organism: Paramuricea clavata
Lineage: Eukaryota; Metazoa; Cnidaria; Anthozoa; Malacalcyonacea; Plexauridae
Source: the annotation of a GenBank genome assembly